Podarcis lilfordi (Lilford's wall lizard) is the source of this 10229-nucleotide messenger RNA. The record is from the annotation of a GenBank genome assembly. NCBI's taxonomy places the organism in Eukaryota, Metazoa, Chordata, Lepidosauria, Squamata, Lacertidae.
UUGUUGUUAGGGUCAUGACAAGACAGGAGUGCAAACAAAGAGGGUAGAGAGCAUGGCUAGAAUGGGAGAUAGUUGAAGCCUUCUCUUUUCAGGCUCAAUUGUGGUGAAGCCAAAAGCAAGAGUGUGUUGGGGGGGGGGGUUCUUUGUGCUUCUGCUCCUCCACUAACUGCAGCCCUGAGCCACAGGACAUUUCCAGGAUAACAAGAACCCUAGCAAUAUUAAUGACAGCUUAUACAGCAUCUCUGCCCCACCUGGAAAGCAACAUAAUGGGUUAUCAGAGAGGCCUUGUAAGUGCAUUUGCCUGAACAUAUUCACAGCCUCUUUGCGAUCAAGAAACCUGCCUUGCCAGGGAGUGGAAUGGGCAUUUCUGGUGUACACAGAGGCAUUGGGUUGUGGGCUGUGGGCUGAAGACGCGAGAUUGAAAUUCUUGGGUUUAAAAAAUAAAAUUGCUUUCUAUUUUAGAGCAGAGUUAAGAGCUUGGAAGCCGGAUGUAGCCAUCACCCUUUAUGUUGUGUUUUAUGUCUAAUACACACACUGCUUUAAAAAUAUAAAAUAAAACACACAGAGAUCCCAUUGGAAAAGGGGGAAGAAAGGUUCUUUACUCACAGCUUAUUCUUACUUACAAUGAUGGCUUGGGAUUCUAAACCUGCAUGAUGGCAGCUAGUUUCUCAUGGCCGCUUCAUGCAGGAGAGAGGAAGGGCCAGAGUUUGGUGUGAAACCACAAAGUGCAUUUCCCCCCACUUGUUACUCUCAACCCCUUCCUCUGCUGACUAGAGGCAUGUAAGGUUGCUUAUAACCAGGGCUUUUUCCAGCUGGAACUUGCCAUAACUCAGUUCCAGCACCUCUCAGGUGGGCACCACUGUCCUUAUAACAAGGGAGGCAUUUACGGUGAGUUCCAGCACCUCUUUUUCUAGAAAACCAGCACUAGUUAUAACCCUGGUCACAGAGUGGGAGUGUGUUUUGAGGAUGUGUUAGACUAGUAAGUUUGAUGCGCAUAUGACCUGCCUACAUGGAAAAUAUUUUUCAGCCUUUACUUUAUGUGUGUGCAGUAGUGAGAAGGGGGAGAAAUCCCUAAGGGGAAACAAUCGAUCAUCUAAGAUAUUUGGAAGAGCAGGGGAAGAACCCUUCUAGAUCCCUUUUGAAAGAAGCAUGAAGAGAAAACCAUGGAACAGGGAGUGGAUUUGACAUGGAAGCUGACACAACAGAAGAGGUAAGAUUGCCAAGGCAGUGGGUUCCUGUUUACAGGUCACCUCAGUAAAGAAAUGGCUGGAAGGGGCCUUGAAUCUCACAGCACUUCUUGUGACAGCCCUUCAUAUAUAUAUAAUUUAUUAUUGAAUUUAUAUACUGCCCUAUACCCAGAGGUCUCAGGGUAUCGUUUUUAAAGAUGGCUAUCAUAUCACUUCUCAGUCUUCUCAAGGCUAAGCAUGUCCAAGUCCUUCAAACGUUCCUCAUUGAAGGCCCUUCAUCAUCCUGGUCACCCUCCUCUGCACAUGUCCCUCUCCAUCACAUAUGUGGAGUGCUUUGAAGAACAAGUGCCAGUUACUAUUCUGAUGUUGAGCUUUCCUCUCCCUCCCUCUGCAGUUCUUCAAGCUCCGGCCUGGUUUCUACAAAAAACUACAGUAUGGUGCCGGCUGUGUCAACUUCCUGGUGCUUAUAAUCAUCACCAUAUCUCCCUACUGGCUGGAGUAUUCUGCAGAGGCAAACAAUUUUACUAUGGGGGUUUGGACUUAUUGCUUUCAGAAAAAAUGUGGCCUCGUUUCUGCAAGGUCAGGUAAGAGACACGACUUGUGUUCACAUCGCUUAGUGUCCUUGGCCAAAUGAGUUACAAUCGGGGAUGUUGCAGUUAUACAAUCUGCCUAAAUUAUGCAAUGUGGCAAUCCAGUGGAUUUCAUGGCUAAGACAGGAUUUGAAUCCUGGUCUCCCAGAUCCUAGUCCUACACCCUAACCACUACACCACACUGGCACCGGCCCUUUCUGAGCCAGGCUUCUUUCUAGAGGAGGGAUCGCUGCUGACAUUUUAUAAUAUUUGCUAAUAUUAAUAUUUCAGGGACUGAACAACGUGAGCUCACCCCAUCGUGGGGAUUCAAACCUCUGACCUUCUGAUCGGCAAGCCCUAUGCUCUGUGGUUUAACCCACAGCGCCCCCCGCGUCCCCUCUUUACCCAUAGGUCCGAGCAAAAAGAACCGUCUUUCUAGACAAAAGCCUGAACCGAAUGAAAAACAAACAAAUUCCUUGACUAGCCUGGCCAAUGGCUGGUGUUCUUGUGGAACUGCAAAUGCCCAGGUCAGGGCUAUGGGGCUUUGUGGAGUUAUCCCAGGAAUGGCAAACCUUUGGCUUUCCAGAUGUUGCUGAACAACAACUUCCAUCAUCGUGACGGGGAGUUGGGACACCACCAGCGGCUGGAGGACCAAAAAUUCCCCCAUCCUGACAUAGUUGUUUCCACACUCCCCAUUUUUAGCCUCACAAGGACCCUGUCAAUGGGACAAUGAGAGAGAGCACUGGCCCAAGGUCACUCAAUGAGUUUUCAUGACUGGGUGGAGACUGCAGCCCAGGUCAUAGUCUGAAACUCUUUUCUCUCAGUAGAAUGACUCAUUAUAGUAAGACAACUUUAUAUGUACUUGUUAUUUUCUCUUUCCUUUAGUAUAUCUAUUUGUUGUACGGGCCCUUUUCAUAAUAGCCAUUGGCUGUGGUUUAACGGCCUUGAUCACAUCGUGGACUUCUUUUUCUCACUGUUUGAAAGAGAAUACUGACAAAGCCAUGAUGUCGUUUGUGACUAACUUCAUUGCAGGUAUUAUGUAUAUGCCAUACACCUACGAAGGGUGGUAGAGUAACAGGAUGCCUUUAUAUUACAGCUGUAGAUUUUAUUCAUUAUUGUUGCAUUUGCAUCCCACCUUUCCUCCAAAGAGCUCAGACCCUCCAAGUGUCCCUGUUCUCCAGGGACAGUCCCAGAUUUACAGAAACCGUCUCGGUUUCUGAUCUGAUCCCAGAAUGUCCCACAUUUCCUUAGGACAUCCUUAUUUUCAUUGCAGAAAUGUUGGAGGGUAUGGAGUUAUGCAACCCCCCAAGCCAAGUAGACAAGUAACUCUACAACCUUUAGAAGACAUCUGAAGGCAGCCCUGUAUAGGGAAGAUUUUUUAAUAUUUAACCUUUUAUUAUGUUUUUAUAUAUAUUGGAAGCCACCCAGAGUGACUGGGGCAACCCAUUCAGAUGAGUAGGGUAUAAAUAAUAACAUUAUUGUUAUUAUGGAAUAGGUUGUCCCUAUUUUCAUUGGAGAAAUGUUGGAGGGUAGGGGAGCUCCUAGUUCUCAACUUUUGCAUUUAAUUAUCACGGCAACCCUGUGAGGUAGUUUGGGCUGAGAGACAGUGACCUGAUCCAAGGUCACCCAGCGGCCUUCAUGGCUGAGGUAGGAUUUGAACCCUUGCCUCUCAGGUCCUAGUCGAGCACUCUAAUGACUACACCAUAUUGUGGGGGGCGGGAGGGGUGUGUGCGUGCACACACGUACAGUGAGUAAGUGUUUGAGCUUUAAAGACAUUUUAUUUAGGCUUGGCAUUAAACAAAAACAAACCAAAAAAUGCCCUGGAGAAUCAGUGACGGUGCGGGGGGAAAGGAAAGGAAACCUUACAGUUGAUAGAGGACGGUUGAGACCCAGUAACCAACAGGGUACUAGAUGAAUAAUAGUCACCCAUUAAAAACUUCCCUGAACAGGGCUGCCUUCAGAUGUCUUCUAAAUGUUAGGUAGUUGUUUAUCUCUUUGACAUCUGGUGGGAGGGCAUUCCACAGUGUGGGCGCCACUACCGAGAAGGCCCUCUGCCUGGUUCCUUGUAGCUUGCUUCUUGCAAUGAGGGAACCACCAGAAGUCUGCUUCUGUGCUCAUUGCAAAAGAGCAGAUCCCUCCAGUCUGAGCCAAUUUUUGUUUUCAGGAAUGGUGACCGAAGAACUCUCCCAAUAAUACUAUCUUUUAUUGGGGAGGAGGGGAGGUUUCUGGGAACAGAAAGGGGAGAGGUCAGGUGCCAUUUCCCAUUUUCUCCCUCCUGAAACUUCCCCUAUAUAAUGCAUGGAGGGGAAUUUAAAGGCUUGUAAUGCUCCCAGCAUCCCCCAACCUGAUGCCCCUCAGAUGUGUUGGACUACGGAUCCUAUCAUUAUCUCCCUGACUACUGGCCAUGCUGUCUGGGGCUGAUGGGAGUUGUAGUCCAAUGACAUCUGGAGAGCCCUGGGUUGGGGAAGGCGGGGAUAAGCUGUUAGGGGAUCAUGAAGAACACCACAACCCUAAUACUCUCUUCUUUGCCUGCAGCAAUCUGCAUGCUGACUGCUCUAGUGAUUAUAUACACAAAGCUCAGAACUUCAGUAGAUGAUGCUGUGCUCCUGUCGCCAUGUCAGGAUUUCUUCCUUGGUUGCUUUGUCUUUGUUCUGUUCUUCGCCUUAGGUAAAUAUACCCUGGCAGGCCAGGGGGUGUGGAGUCAGAUGGUGAACUCAGUAGUCUGGCCCAACAAUCUAAAGCAGAGCGAUGUCUAAUUUAAGCUAGAAUCCAGAGCUGUGUAGUCGAGCAAUGCCAGGUGGACAGGAAUGUCAGGGCAAAAUUCUGCAAGCUCCACAUGCUAAUGUGCACACAAAGUUAAAUUGCCCUUAAACGAGGAGGGAGGGCAGAAUAUUUUCAAAGCAUUUGUUGUGGCUUAAAAAAAGACCCAUGCCAAAGGAUCCCAAAUAAAUAAGCAUUAUCAGUGCAAGGGACAGGCUUUGGGAUUUCUGCCUUUGGCAUACACAGAUAGUGUUUAGUCCACAUCUGCACUGUACAUUUAAAGCACUUGGGAGAAGCAGUUGUGACUUCUCCCAAAGAACCCUGGGAAUUGUCGUUUGUUCAGGUUCCCGGGAGGAGGCCCCCUGUUCCCCUCACAGAGCUGCAAUUCCCAGAAUUCCCCGGGAUGAAGGAUUGGUUGUUAACCCACUCUGGGGAAUUGUAGACAGGGAUGAUGGGGAGUGGUAGCUCAGCAACAGCUGGAGGGCAAAGGUUUUGCCACACCUGCUUUAAAGGAAGUAGGCAGGUGGUUAAAGGCCUCUACUUUUUCUGUUUCUUUUCUAGCUACAGUCAACCUAUGGUGGUACAUGCACUUGGUCUCAGCCCAGAAAAAGGCAGCCACCCAAAUAACCCCAGCAGAAGAAGCACCAUGACAACUGCAGAGCAUAUAAAGUUCCCUUGGUCCGUCACACCAGCAGAUAGCAGGGUCUUGUAAUGAGAUAUUUGCUGGGCCGUGCCCACCAUAACAGGCAUUCUGCUCUCUGAAACAAGCUCAACGGUCCUGGAGCCUGUUUGGACAAUGCACAGUUUUGGAGAGGGAAGGGGCUCUAGGAGAUGCCUGUUUCCACAAAGUCACUUCUGAAAAGCCGUCUUCUGGAACUGCCCUGCUUGAACUUCCCCAGGGGUGCGGCCUCUUCAGCGAUAUUUAACAACUAAGCAUUUCUGCCAAACACAGAACACAUCCCUUUCCGUGUCUAGGACAAUUGCCCAUGUCUCUCCACAUUUUGGGGUAUAUUACUUGCAAAAUUCACAAUAAAUAAAUCAGAUUUUUAAAUAUUUUUUUUAAAAAACCCUCUCUUGUCAAAUGAAUGGUGAGGGACUGGGGACCAUCUGUUUGACCUGAAGAUCUUGGACACUCUGAAGAGCUGGUGGUGUUUUGGACAAGACUUUUUUUUUUUAAAAAAAGGAAUCCUUGCCUCCAAUAGUAUCUUUAAUGUGGGGUUCAUUGGUCAUCUCACAGGCACUGAUCAAGCACAGGCAUUCUACUCUCUGGGGCAAAUGUUGGGUCCUGGAGUCCAAAUGGACAAUAGACAUUCAUAAUCUAAGCAGUCAUGUCACCUCACCAGGACCCAUUUGAGAUGCGGAAGGGCGUUUGUGCAAUACCAGUAUGGUCCUACAGGAACGCUUGCAUUAUCCCAGCUGCAACUAGGUUAUUUUCACAUUCCCACUACUGAAAAGCAAAAGAUCUUUCUUUUGCUCUGAAACAAAAGAUCUUUCUUUCUUCUGUUUCCAAGAUAAUUCUUAUGUCUCCAUCUUAGUUCCACAUAACACCUAUAGCUAUAGAUAGAGAUGAAUGCAUUUUUCUCAGUCAUUCAUGGGCAUUUUUGCUGCCUGAGGCAUUUUGCUGCCUGAGGCAAAGGGCAAGAUGAGACGGGCCUCCUAAUCCUACUGGGAAGACCCAGUUUUCUGAGUGCAUGUUCUGGAAGUUGGGCAAUAGGGGCAGUACAGGAUUCCUUUUGGUGUACCGACCUCCCCGCUGCACCAAGGAUUCCCUGUCCGAGCUGCUUCAGGUCGUGGCGGAUGUUCUCCUGGAGACACCUAGUUUGGUUGUCCUAGGGGAUUUUAACAUCCACGCCAACCUUACAAGGGGCCACUCGGGACUUCGUGGAAAGCAUGGCCUCCAUGGGGCUGUCCCUGAAUAAGUUGGGCCCAACUCAUAGUCAUGGACAUGCCUUAGACCUGGUGUUCACCUCUAGUGACGUGGGUGAUCUGACACUAAGUAUAAGUGAAACCAAAGAAGUGCCAUGGUCAGAUCACUUCCUGGUGCAACUGGACUUCUCCGUGACCCUUCCCCUCUGCAGGGAGGUGGGACCAAUUCAGAUGGUCCGCCCCCGCCACUUAAUGGAUCCAAAUGGUUUCCAGAGAGUGGUAGUGGAUGCUUUAUCCCAUGUUGAUGGCCUUUCAGCUGAUUCCCUGGUGGCCCGCUGGAAUGCGGAGUUAACCAGGGCUAUCGACUGUCUGGCUCUGAAGUGCCCUCUCCGAUUGCAUGGAGCCCAGACAGCCCCGUGGUUUUCUUCGGAGCUGAGGGCGAUGAAACAAUCGCUGAGACAGCUAGAGCGUCGGUGGCAGAAAACUCACUCCGAAUCUGACUGGACACAGGUUAGAGCUCAACGUCGAGCCUACCAAGUGGCGAUAGCGACGGCGAAGAAGACUUUCUUCACCGCCUCUAUUGCAUCUGCAGAAAAUAGUAGCAGGAGACUCUUUCAGAUGGUCCGCAACGGAACCACCUUUACCACCGGGGCCUUGUAAAGACCCCAAGAUCUCCUGCAACGAUUUUGCAAAGUUUUUUGCAGAUAAAAUCACUCAUAUUCGGAAGGAGCUAGACACCACCGUGGGAGCAGGGCUGGGGUGGGAGAGUGCUAGAGCCCUGUCUGGUCAAGUUGCAUGGAAUCAAUUUCAAUCCGUUACCCCCGAGGAUGUGGACAGGCUGCUUGGACAAGUGAAACCAACCACCUGUCAUCUUGAUCCUUGCCCAUCCUGGCUAAUAAAAGCAAGCCGGGAAGGGCUGGGCGAUGGGCUCUGUGGGGUGGUGAAUGCUUCCCUCUGUGAGGGAACAUUCCCAGAUCUGCUGAAAGAGGCGGUCAUUAAACCGCUUCUUAAAAACCAUCUUUAGACCCGGCCAGUAUGGCCAACUAUCGCCCAGUCUCAAAUCUUCCAUUCUUGGGCAAGGUGAUUGAGCGUGUGGUUGCUGAACAACUCCAGGCACGCCUGGAGGAUGCGGACCAUUUGGAUCCCUUCCAAUCAGGGUUCAGGCCUCAUCAUGGGACUGAAACUGCCUUGGUCGCACUGGCUGAUGAUCUCCGGUGAGCUAGGGACAAAGGUGAGAGUUGUUUCCUAGUUCUGCUGGAUCUCUCAGCGGCCUUUGAUACAAUCGACCAUAACAUCCUUCUGGACCGUCUAGAGGGGCUGGGAGCUGGGGGCACUGUUAUACAGUGGUUUCGCUCCUUCCUCCUGGGCCGUGUUCAGAAAGUGGUGGUUGGGGAUGAGUGUUCAGACCCUUGGGCCCUCACUUGUGGGGUGCCUCAGGGUUCCGUCCUCUCCCCAUGCUUUUAACAUCUAUAUGAAGCCGCUGGGAGAGAUGAUCAGGGGGUUUGGACUGGGUGUCCAUCAAUAUGCCGAUGAUACCCAGCUCUACCUCUCUUUCAAAUCAGAACCAGUGAAGGCGGUGAAGGUCCUGUGUGAGUGCCUGGAGGCGGUUGGAGGAUGGAUGGCGGCUAAUGGAUUGAAGUUGAAUCCUGACAAGACAGAAGUACUGGGGCGGGCUGGUGUGGAGGACUCCCUGGUCCUGAAUAGGGUAACUGUGCCCCUGAAGGACCAGGUGCAUAGCCUGGGAGUCAUUUUGGACUCACAGCUGUCCAUGGAGGCGCAGGUCAAUUCUGUAUCCAGGGCAGCUGUCUACCAACUCCACCUGGUACGCAGGUUGAGACCCUACCUGCCCGCGGACUGUCUCGCCAGAGUGGUGCAUGCUCUAGUUAUCUCCCGCUUGGACUACUGCAAUGCGCUCUACCUGGGGCUACCUUUGAAGGUGACUCGGAAACUACAGCUAAUCCAGAAUGCGGCAGCUAGACUGGUGACUGGGGGCGGCCGCCGAGACCACAUAACACCGGUCUUGAAAGACCUACAUUGGCUCCCAGUACGUUUCCGAGCACAAUUCAAAGUGCUGGUGCUGACCUUUAAAGCCCUAAACGGCCUCGGCCCAGUAUACCUGAAGGAGCGUCUCCACCCCCAUCGUUCUGCCCGGACGCUGAGGUCCAGCGCCGAGGGCCUUCUGGCGGUUCCCUCAUUGCGAGAAGCAAAGCUACAGGGAACCAGGCAGAGGGCCUUCUCAGUAGUGGCGCCCACCCUGUGGAACGCCCUCCCAUCAGAUGUCAAAAUGAUAAACAACUACCUGACAUUCAGAAGACAUCUUAAGGCAGCCCUGUUCAGGGAAGUUUUUAACGUGUGGUAUUUUAGUGUUUUUGGUUUCUAUGGAAGCCGCCCAGAGUGGCUGGGGAAACCCAGCCAGAUGGGCGGGGUACAAAUAAAUUAUUAUUAUUAUUAUUAUUAUUAUUAUUAUGUACAAAAGUUGACUGACAGUUGACUCUUACAUCAACACCGGCAACAGGGCAGUGUCUUCCAUUGUACCCAAGGGUGCCAGGCAAUUUUGAGUCAACAUGACUGCUGAGGGAUUUCUUUUCUGGAAACCAUUAUCAUGGAGAUUAGUGCUAAAUUAGUGCUAAACAUCUGCUAGAUUCCACUAGAUCUGGCUUUUAUGUUGUGUGAAAGAUCACUUAAAAUGCAAAAAUUAACAGAUGAUAAGGAAAUAUUGGGAAAAGGAAAAGAAGCGUCAUUUGAGUGUAGCCUUUGGGUUGCACCUGAUGCAAUGCUAGUUUGGUCAUCUUAUUUUUUGCUGUCCAUUUCAUAUACCGUAUUUUUCACUCUAUAGGACGCACCCGACCAUAGGACGCACCUUGUUUUGGAGGGGGAGAACAAGGAAAAAAAAUCUCCCCCACUCUGUGCAGCGACCCUUCAGUGAAGCGGCAGGAGAAAUGGAGCCCCUUCCAUUUCUCCUCCCGCUUAGCUGAAGGGGCACCUACCAGGCUUCAGCGCUUUGGAGGCUUCGCGUUGCUAUCGCUGAAGCCAAGGAGCCUGCAUUCGCUCCAUAGGACGCACACACAUUUCCCCUUAAUUUUUGGAGGGAAAAAAGUGCGUCCUAUAGAGCGAAAAAUACGGUAGUUUAAAACCAAUAGUUUUAAAGCCCACUCCACUUUUGUUGGAACUGUGCAUACAAAAUUCUGGCUGCAAUGGUAGUAUACAUAAACAAUAUAACCAACUUUUUAAGGACCAUACCUUUCUUUCAACAAGGGGUUCAGCUCUUUGGCUAUGUCUGCAAGCCCUGCUUUUCAAGCAGCAAUUCAGAGUGGUUUUCAAAAAAUCCCAGUUGUUUCGCUGUAGCAGUGAAUUUACGUGCCACAUAUCUGAUGUAGUAGAAUGUCAGUUGAAGGCAAGUGAUUUGGAAUUGGUAAAAGGGUGAAAUUAGGCCAACUGCUAGGUUUAAUUUUGCUCACAGGGUAAGGUUUCUAAGGCAUGCACCAGGGAUAUCUGGCAGCCAUAUUAAUCAUACAGUGGGUUGGUUCUAAGCACAAUGAGUUUAAAUAACCAUCAUAGUAGAAACUCAGGCAAACCUUAUGUUUUUAAUUUCCCAGAUUGGACGUUCACAUGGAAACUGACAUUCUAAGCUGUGCAUCUGAAGACUUGUGUGCCUUUCAAGGAAAACUUUUAAAAUAUAAAAUAAUUAUAUCAAAAGAAUACGAAGCCAAAUGCUACGAUCCUGAGAACUCCUCAAAGCAGAAUGACCAUGAAAGGUAGAUAAGGGAAAGGGAAAUUCUCCUCCUUUUGAAUUCCACAGCAGAAUAUUGGAGCCUAGUGAUGAGAGUAGAUUCUUUGGCCUCCUGGG